Messenger RNA from Mesorhabditis belari, 1404 nucleotides. The record is from the annotation of a GenBank genome assembly. Lineage: Eukaryota; Metazoa; Nematoda; Chromadorea; Rhabditida; Rhabditidae.
AUGAGCGCCACUGUGAAAGUCGAAGCGAUUGACGAUGAAGAGCUGGAUAUGUCACUCUUCACGCAUCAGAUAGAUGGGAUGGGUGAGAUGAAAGAAGAGUCCGAUCCAUAUCCGGGUCUCUCGAUCGGGAAACCUCGUGUCGCUCAGUUCACAAAAAGAAUCGAAGCGCAAGCCAACAGGGAAACUUUUCGCAUAUGCGUGCUAUGCACUAAAAAUGUGAUUAUGGUUAGCAAGGGAUACAUUCAAGCUGGAUUACUGGUCUCUCAUGCCAUUUCACAUAUUGAUGUUAGACCGUAUGGUUGUAAUUUGUGUGAUUAUUCGGCUCGUUUCGAGAUCAAUGUGAGAAAACAUAUCUUGAAAGAACAUUCAACAAGUGAAAAUGGAGAUUCUCCGACAUUAUCGAAAUUGCAUUUGAAGAAAAAGCCUAGCAAUGAGAUGCCGAAAAUCGUGGACAAUAUGGAUCGAAAAGCGUUAGACGAGUUCAGAGAUGCCACUUUAUUAUGUUUCCCCACCGAGCGAACAUCGAUUCUCGAAUGGUACACACGAAAAGCGAUUCGAUACGAUAGAGGUGAUCGUAAGUGCCGAAAUACGAAUGUGAAUGGGAUUCAAGGGAAAAUCGUGGAGAAAAUCUUGCUAAAGAAAAAGCUUGACGGACCUUCAGCAAGAAUCCAAAAGCCGAAUUCACUCCGCUCCGAUCCGAUCUCUUUCACAUCGCCAGCACAAAGAAAUGUGACCAACGAUAUUGAGAAACUCUGUCAGAAAACCACAUUUAAUGGAGAAAUCAAAACUGAAAUCGAUGAUGAAGCUCAGCAGUCCACUUCACAGAAUUUCCAGCAAGACGAAAUCGACAUAUCGUUACUCUUCUCUAAGGGAGCAUCUCCAAAAAUUCAAAGCAAUCCACCUAGAAUAGCUUGGAAAAAGUCAAACCUCGGAAGUUCACAUACGAAAUCGAUUUCGAAAUCACCAGUAUCAGCUUCUAAAAUCAAAGAAGAACUUCCCGAACCUCGCUCAACGCAUCAACAAGUUUUGAAACGCUCGCCGAUCACAAUUUAUCCUGCAAAUUCAUUGGCAAUGAAAAAUGAGGAAGUCACACUCUUGAGAAGCCAACUCCGCGAGAAAGAGCUCGCCCUGCGUAAAGUCGAAGCCCACUUGGUCAAUAAAAUUACCAGCAUAAAUCAACUACAGAAGACCAAUGAGCAACUUCAAGCCCGACUCAAGGAAAUGCAACGAGAAAAUGGAAACGGAACUGAGAAUACUCGUUUGAUACAGGCCCUCAAAGGGAAAGAUCAAAGGAUCCAAGAACUAGAAGAGGAAAUCAUUAUGCACAAGGACCACAAACAAAAGCUCCACGAAUUAUUGGAAAAACAAUCUCACAAUCAGAACAAAUCAACGCCCACCGAUCAA